Messenger RNA from Psilocybe cubensis, 2199 nucleotides. RefSeq lists its product as uncharacterized. The record is from RefSeq and is a predicted model, not a curated record. Bases 1 to 2199 code for a protein of 732 amino acids. The transcript has 4 exons. Lineage: Eukaryota; Fungi; Basidiomycota; Agaricomycetes; Agaricales; Agrocybaceae.
AUGACAUCCACGGUAUCGGAAGAAAGCUCUAAGGCCGACCCGCCAUGGAUAUGCGGAGAUCCGCUCAAAUAUCCUCUCCCAAAGCCCGAUAGUGACCCAUGGGCGAGAGUACUUGAGCCUAUGCUAGAGAAAGAAAACGAGAUGUGCGAAUCGUGGAGAGAUGAAAUCAAUAAUAUUUUAAUUUUUGCGGGCCUUUUUUCUGCGAUUGUCAGUGCCUUUGUUGUGGAGUCGUACAAGGGAUUACAGCCAGAUUCCAGUGUGGAAAUAAUCUCGUUACUCGGUCAAAUUGCAUCAAUCCUCCGAGAGAGUACCAACCUUACAGCCGAUAGCAUCUUGAAUGGGACAAGUACAAUUCAAUUGCAACAGGACGAUCCACAAACACCCCCGCCGGUGAUGUCCCGUAUCAACAUACUUUGGUUCAUUAGUCUAAUUCUAAGCAUCACCACUGUUCUCGUCGGGACUGUUUCUCUUCAAUGGAUUAGGGAAUAUCGACUAUACCCCCGUCAUAUCACAUCGCGCGACAAGCUUGCAUUGCUAAACAUGCGAAUUGAAAGUUUCAUUGGGUGGGGUGUACCUACACUCAUUUCGCUAUUGCCCGUCAUCCUUCAGGCUUCCGUUGUCUUGUUUUUGGUUGGAUUGAUCGAUUUUAUAACCAUUGUUGCCCCAUCCCAGGUCUCAAUUCCUGUCAUUGCAGUCAUCGCCCUUCCAUUGACGUUCAUUACGGUCACCACCUUACUUCCAUCUUGUUAUUGGAUACCAUCUUCACUCAUACUCCGCAUAUCCAAAACCUCUGUCCCAUCGCAAUGUCCCUACAAGUCUCCUCAAUCAUCCCUAUUUAUUCAUCUGGUUAGAGCGAUACUGGUUCUUCUAUCCAGGGCCUUUGACAUUAUCACCCACUUCUUCUAUCUCUUGACUAGGCGUGCUGAUACCAUUUUACGACCAGUUUCCUGGCGGGGAAAAAUAUCGAAUCUGGUCGAUCGCAUGCUGCCCUCAAACGAUCGGAUAUUUCUGCAUUAUCGACAACGAUUCCACGAGCAAAUUUACAGACAAAAGUGGAGACUUUACGAUACUCAGUCAACUCCAAAUCAGCAAUGGUGUGAAAAGGAGCAGGUAUCCUUUUCUUGCGACGACCCUAACACAUCACCCCCUCUUUAUGACUGCAUUAUGGGUCUCAGGAAACUGCUUAGGGAAGGCGAUAAUCUCGAUCCGGAGCUUGCGUCGUCUAGCUACUACUGCGUCCAAGAUUUAUUCAAAUACGACCGUAGUGGCUCCUUUGGACCAAAGUUGUGGCAUCAAUAUCUUCAAGGCUUGACAUUGGAUGACCAUUCCCACACUUCUCUUGCCAGUCAUAACGAUGUUCAGCAAUUGAUACCUUCGAGGAUUUUACAGGAAGAAACCUUAAUGACGGCGUUGACGGUGCUCCCUCGCACACCAGAGAACGUUCUUGCACUCUAUGAACACCACAUCCGUCUCUUCAACUUUUAUUUGACAUUACCUGCAAGAUCAGUCACAAAGAGACAAAGAUUAGAGUCCACACUAUCUCUUCUAUCAAGAGAGCGUAUUGAGGAUCCCAAAGCUCGCUCUGACGUCUCCAGACAGUACACCAUGCUUCUAGAAAAGCUCUUCGAAACCUAUGCUUAUCAAACAACCCCAUACGUAUUCCGUUAUCAGAAUACUAUUCAACUUCUGGAUGUCGCUUUUCGAGCACAAGAUGACGCGGAUAGGAACCGUACCCUUCAAUUGAUUUAUUCUCAUGUGGUUGAAAUUGGAAAAUUCUCGUCCAGUCCCAUUGGUCCUCAAUAUUUGCUCUACUUCCUCAUGGCUUCUUACGUUGGUCUGGUGGUUGGUGCUGGUCAUCAUUUCACAGCCUUUGGAAGGCAGAUGGAAGAAUCUCUGAUUUUACAACUGGUGGACAUCGGGAACUCGAUACGCUUCGAUCAAUUGACACAAAGCGCGGAUCCUAGUCAAUGGGGCUAUGGGUAUAAAAUAUUCGUGGAACAGGCGGAACUUCAAAGAUUGGCGCGAUACACAAACCAUACGCGUCAAGCAAAUAUGCAUUGGCGCUCACACACGCCGUCAGUCACGCAGAUGUGGGUGCCAGAGAUCCCGAAACCUGAAGGUUUCCAGAAUACUUGCAGAGUUGGAUGUGACGACACGUCUUCAAUAACUGUUGCUUUUGAGGUAGGACAAAAACCAUAG